GCUAAAAUGGACACUUCCGUUUGGAGAUGCUCUAAAACAACGUUAUGCCGCCCCAUUUUACAAUCCCUGAAGUUGGACACUUUCAAAAUUCGCACUGAAAAUCUUCGCAGCCCGAAAUCCUGACCAAAAUCAAAUGCAGAAGCUCUUGAAAAGAAGCCAUGAAUACCUUUGCAGCAUCCAAAUACCACAAUUCAAAAACCUAUCAAUACUCUUACCCACUUCACAUUUCUACAGCGCACCGGAAACUCUAAACCCCAGUUCGAAGUUAGGGUUCGUUUUGGAUGAAGUUGAAGCGAUCCAAUCUUCAAAACACACAAACCAGAGUAGCCGGUUAGCGAUGAACACUUCGGAUGAAUCUUCCAACGAAAGUGAAUCCUCCAAUGCAGGAAAAGGAAGGACUUUUCAGAUUUCACAUCAGUGGUCGGAGUGGGUGGAUUUAAUGGAAUGCUUAUUGAAGAGAGGGUACUUUUAUGGAGAAGGAAACCCUUUUCAUAGGAGCGACUUGGGCGAGAAGGAUUUCAAUAUUAUUCGAACGGCAUGCCUUAAUUUUGGGCGAGAUCGACCUCGUCUAAUAAAGUGCUUGUCAAGGAAAGAUAUACACAUUGUUGCAGAAUGUGGAUGCCCAAGCAUAGAUAGGAAAGUUGUCAAUUCAGGGAAGCGUCUGAGAGCUCAUGUCAGCAUUGAUGAAAGAAAUGUCUGCAGUUCAUGCAACUUGAGGGGAAACUGCGAAAGGGCUUAUAUCAAGGCACGUGAAAAAGAAGGUGCACUGACCGUGGAUCUCAUGCGCACUUUACUGAUGUAUGGGCUUGAUCCUAUUUGUGCAACAGUGGAGAACAGUUCAUGCCAAAACACACAGGCUAAAGGAUCAGUGAGAAGGCUGCUGAAAGAGAUAGUGGAUUAUACCACCCAGGAAGUUGUCUCAGAUCUUCCAAAUGAUAUAACCUUGCAAGGGGGUCUGUCAGAGCAAGACCAUUUAAGUACUCAGGAAAAAGGCAACAUAGAUAUUCCAAUGAAGCUAGUUGACUGGCAGUGUCCCAAAUGCAACUUCCUAAAUUUUGCCAGAAAUAUUAGGUGCCUGCGCUGUGAUGAUUUAUCUCAAGAAAGACUAAAGCAACUAAGGGAGCAGGAGGAGCAUCUUCCAUUAAAGAAAGGAGACUGGAAAUGUGACCAAUGCUACUUCUUAAAUUUUGCAAAGAACACAAGAUGUCUACGAUGCAAAGAGAAGCCUCCAAAGCGAGAGCUUAAUCCCGGAGAGUGGGACUGCGAAUCGUGCAACUAUAUCAAUUUCAGAAAAAACAUGGUUUGCUUGAAAUGUGAUCAUAGACGUCCAAAAGCAUCAAAUGCUUUAAAUGCGUCUCCUCAAUCUACAAAGGAAAAAGGAGUUUAUAGUGGUUGUGGCAGCUUUAAGUUUGUCAGUAGUGAAAACGAAGUCGAUAAGCAUAAAUCUGGGGUCCAAGAUAGACCUGGUCUGGAUAUGUGGAAAUUUGUGAAAGAGGAUGGUGAAGACAAUGAUCGCUCAAUUUCAGGGGAUCGCGCCUCUGGAAUUAUAGAUUUUCCUAUUAUUGGAGGUAAAGGCAGUUUGUCUCAAGACGCAAGAAAGAGAGAAAAAUGGAAGGUAGAGAUGUUAGAAAGAAUCAAAAGUGCUGAAAGAAGAAGUGAAAAAAAUGAUGAAUCUGGUAAUGCCAACACUCAAAAAGGAUUGAAUUAUCAUCAAGCUUGUGAUGAUGUAGAGAUAGCUGAGUGGUUUGGGUAUAGAAAGAAAAUGGAAUCAAGUUCUCUAUCUGAACAGUAGGAAAGUUUGGUAUGAUUGAAGAUGAAAGAAUAUGCAAUUCUACAUAAUGUUGGGUUGGGGUUUUUCACAUCAUUUAUAUAUAUUCAAACAUUCUCUAAUCUAUAAAGCUCAGUCGAUUAUUCAAGGGGUUCUCAAAUUUUUUUGAUG
This is a messenger RNA of Tripterygium wilfordii, 1939 nucleotides long. RefSeq lists its product as uncharacterized. Gene Ontology annotation, molecular function: mRNA binding. Gene Ontology annotation, cellular component: cytoplasm. The transcript has 6 exons. The record is from RefSeq and is a predicted model, not a curated record. Lineage: Eukaryota; Viridiplantae; Streptophyta; Magnoliopsida; Celastrales; Celastraceae. The coding region runs from base 134 to 1792 and encodes 552 amino acids.